Momordica charantia (bitter melon) is the source of this 1392-nucleotide messenger RNA. The record is from RefSeq and is a predicted model, not a curated record. Lineage: Eukaryota; Viridiplantae; Streptophyta; Magnoliopsida; Cucurbitales; Cucurbitaceae.
UUUUAUUUUCAUUGCUUAUAGACUGUUUUUUUUUUAUAAGAAACCAAACUUUUCAUUGAGAAGAAUGAAAACAAAACAGAAAUACAAGGGCAUACAAAAAAUACAGUCCCGAAAAAGGAAGGCAGCCUAGAGAAAGGGCUUCCAAUCCAAAAGAAUAUGACCUAACUGAUAAUUACAGAAUAAAUUUGAAACGGACCCCAUAAAGAGACAUUAAACCUUACGAGGUCCCAAACAAACUCCCACUCUCUUUCCACCCCCUAAAGAUUCUAUUGUUUCUUUCCCCCACAUACCCCACAAAAUCCCAAAGAACCCCGCCCGCCGAAGGAAACUCCCUUUCUCGCAAAAGGGAGAGUAGAGCAACACUUCCUCCACCAUCGACACCCACUCUCUAUGACGAGCCCAAGAAAUUUCAAAUAUCUCAAAGAAAUUGCUUAUAGAAUGUUUUGAGAAUGAGUUGAAUGUGAGAUAAUCACAUUUGGAAAGUUGAUUGUGGAGAGAUUCUGUAAUAAUUACUUAGCAAUUUUGUUUGAUUCCCUUUAAAUGAGUAGACAAUUAACAGAAUACAUGAUUUGUACCUCUGGCAUUUUCUAUUCUUUCUGCCAUUUCCAAAAUAUCAUUUAAUAAGUUUUCCAUAAACAGGACUACAAUUCCCAAACUCAUUUCACAUCAAAAACAGAACUUUUCUUCUCUCGAGUAUAAAAGGAAAAGUUCCAAGAAUAAAUUACUUUGGCAAUUUUCUUUGAUUUGAAAUCGCCCUUUCAAAGGAAUACAAUAAACAAAAUACCCGAUUUGUAACCGUUGCAUUUUUUGCAACUUCUGCCAUUUCAAAAAACCAUUCUAAAAAAUUUUCUUAUAAAUAGGACUACACUACACCCUCUAAACUCACAUCACAUCAAACCAAAAUCUCAACUCCUCUGAGUAGAAACAGGUUGAAAAUGGCAGUCUCCAUGAAGCUUUUCUGUGUGCUUGUUCUCUUCUCUCUCCUCUACAAAGGUAAUUGCCAAUGCUCUGUGGGUAACAUAAAAGUGAGCCAAAGCCCGACAGGAUCCCAAGUGCUGGGAAAGACACAAUGGAGAGUUACAAUCUCAAACAACUGUGGUUGUUCACAGCUAAGCAUAUUGUUGGAUUGCGUUGGAUAUCAGACAGUGGAGAAUGUUGAUCCAGCAAUACUGAACAGUGCUGCCAAUGUUUGUCUGUUUAACAGUGGAAGGCCACUCCUCAAAUCAGCCCCCAUUUCCUUCACUUAUGCUUGGGAUAAUCCCUACCCUUUCACCCCCCUCUCCUCCACAACUUACUGUGGUUAAUUUUACUAUUUACCUAUUUACUACUUCCAUCUCUAUCUAUUUCUUCACAAUCACAACACAGUUUAAUUACUAAUUUCUACUGCUUUUU